This is a messenger RNA of Vigna unguiculata (cowpea), 1244 nucleotides long. Its product is annotated as vesicle-associated protein 1-2-like. NCBI's taxonomy places the organism in Eukaryota, Viridiplantae, Streptophyta, Magnoliopsida, Fabales, Fabaceae. Gene Ontology annotation, biological process: endoplasmic reticulum membrane organization. The record is from RefSeq and is a predicted model, not a curated record. Gene Ontology annotation, cellular component: endoplasmic reticulum membrane; plasma membrane.
AUAAAUAUUUUGGUAUUGGUUUGGUGAUGUGAGUGUGGGUACUGAAUUCCAAAAACUGUGUCUGUGUUUGAAGGCACUUUGAUACGGCCACUUUCUCCGCCACAAAGAAAAUAGAAAAGCGUUUCCCUGUGUGUGUGUGUGUGUGUGUGAUCGGAAUUUGAAUUUCUCUGCGUCUGAACUCCGUCGAUCCGUCUCCAACAUGAGCAGUGGGGAACUCCUCAACAUCGAACCUCUCGAACUCAAGUUCCCCUUUGAACUGAAGAAGCAGAUCUCGUGUUCUCUUCAAUUGUCUAAUAAGACCGAUGCCUAUGUCGCCUUCAAGGUGAAAACAACCAAUCCGAAGAAGUAUUGUGUUCGUCCGAACACUGGAAUUGUCUUGCCGCGAUCUACAUGUGAUGUUAUGGUUACCAUGCAAGCACAAAAAGAGGCUCCGCCUGAUAUGCAAUGCAAGGAUAAGUUUCUUCUUCAGAGCGUAAAAACUGUUGAUGGUACCAGUCCGAAGGACAUCACUCCGGAAAUUUUCAACAAGGAGGCGGGACAUGUGGUUGAGGAGAGCAAAUUGAGAGUGCUGUAUGUUUCUCCUCCUCAACCACCAUCUCCAGUACCAGAAGGUUCCGAGGAAGGAUCCUCACCUAGAGGUUCUGUUUCGGAGAAUGGAAAUGCCAACGGUUCUGAGUUCACACAAGUUGCGAGAGGAUUUACUGAGCGACCUGAGGCUCAAGACAAAUCGGCAGAGGCUAGAGCUCUUAUCUCAAGACUGACUGAAGAAAAGAAUAAUGCACUUGAACAAAAUAGCAAGCUUCGCCAGGAACUGGAUCUACUGAAGCGGGAAGGCAACAAAAGUCGUGGUGGAGUAUCAUAUGUCAUUGUCGUAUUAAUUGGCUUACUUGGCAUAAUAAUGGGGUAUCUCUUGAAGAAGACCUAAGCAUUUCUGUGCUUCGAUUUGAUCGUAGUUUCUUUGUUCCUGACUUUCAAGCAAUUAUGAGGAAAGUUAAAAAUAGAGUAAUUCUGCAGAUGUUGAUUUUCUUUUUAUUUUUCCUGUUUCUUUCUUUUUUCUUUUUUUUUUUUGGGGGUGGAUAACAUUUUGGGAGUAGGAAACAUUAGGGAAGUUGUGGGUCUGUGGUUAGUCUGAUUGUGAACUGACUCAUACUUUCGGUAACAUGCAUUCUUUUUGUAACUUACCUUUUGUGGUUCAUCUAGUGACUAAAUGAUAAUGUCAAGUUGUCAACGAUAACCACGAAUAA